AUGCCUGCGGUCCCUGCUCUGAUUCACUUCGCGAUGGAUGGUCUCCGUCAUUUGCUGAGCAAGGACGGAUACGCUUCUUGGCAUCGAACAAAAGGUAUGACCGAGACCACACGACGAUGUUUCGCGUUGACGGUCAGAGAAAGCCGCUCCUCAGAGUCACUCAUCGCCCAGCGCAGCAGUGCAGAACAGGCAGACAUCGCUUCACCGCUCUUUCAGCUUUCCGGCGCAGUCACACACUCACAUCUCAAGUCGGAUUUGAUAUUCGAGAGCGCGACACUGGCGACUGGCGCCUGGCGCCGGCAGACGGCUGCAAACGAACAACACACAACUCACAACCGACACGAACUUUACCUGCGAGGAACAGUAAGAGGAGCGAGUAAGCGGCGAACAACGACGCAAAUCCGGCUCUCAUCUUCGGCACGUGCACUGGUCAAGCUGACAACGGACAAAGAAACGACCGGUGGUCAACGCGGUUCGAUUCGUUUGUUUACCGGGUGCGUCACCGUGGUCACCGUAGUCACCGGUGCUGUGGCCCCCGUCAACCAUCCGACGCACGGCAAUUCGUCACGCAAGCCGGAUGUGUCGUGUCAGUCGAUCAAUCGAUCGAUGACCAUCCUGCUGACCAGCGGUCGCAGUAUCUGUGUGACCGCUUGCACGUUCACUUUGACCGUCGACUGA
This is a messenger RNA of Soboliphyme baturini, 678 nucleotides long. Lineage: Eukaryota; Metazoa; Nematoda; Enoplea; Dioctophymatida; Soboliphymatidae. The record is from the annotation of a GenBank genome assembly.